This is a messenger RNA of Varroa destructor (honeybee mite), 6637 nucleotides long. RefSeq names its product CCR4-NOT transcription complex subunit 4 (gene Cnot4). Gene Ontology annotation, biological process: protein ubiquitination. NCBI's taxonomy places the organism in Eukaryota, Metazoa, Arthropoda, Arachnida, Mesostigmata, Varroidae. Gene Ontology annotation, molecular function: ubiquitin-protein transferase activity; RNA binding; metal ion binding. Gene Ontology annotation, cellular component: CCR4-NOT complex. The record is from RefSeq and is a predicted model, not a curated record.
CUGGUCGCAUAGCCAACGAUGAGCAUCUAGUCGUCUCAGCGAUAUUGAUGAUCGAAAGCAUAUGGGCGAUCGGCUCUGACGUCAUACGAUUAGCGGAACGCUAGGUUUGACAGAUGAAUGUGUGGUGCUUUCUCGUUGUGUUGGUGUGGUGAUUUCAUAAUUUUGUUGGUGGCAAUUCUUGCCGUCUCAAUGUAAUGUAUGUAGCAGCCGUCGAUGGUGAACACCGAAUGAGCACUAAUGGAUUGAGCUGGCUCGCGUUAAGCGCUGUACAUUGAGAAAGCCGUGCGUGCGGGAGACUAGUUACUCCAGCGCAAUCCUGAAGGCUUGCUCGUUUUGUCCAUUUACUGGGCUUAGCUUCGAAGUGUUUUGUAAGGUGGUUCUUCCAUGCUGUAAGCAGCUGGUAGUCCUGCCGCCGCCAUUGGAUAACGUGCCCUAUGCUUUUGAGGAUCCUGGUGGUAGAAAACGAACGGCUAGACAUACGCAACAGACACACAAUAAAAAGUGUGAAAGCAAGCCAUAAAACAAAUCAGUCAUAGCAAUCUCGAUUGUAGUGGUGUUUCUUUCAAGUACCGUAUAAAGCUGCACGGAAGAAGCUGAAAAAGAGCUAUCGUUAUAGCACCAUCUUACCGCCUGUUCUACUUUGUGAUUUGCCGUGAAUGUGUAUAUGUGAUUGUGCGUGAAUUAGUACGUCGUCGUUGACGACGACAACGACAAUAACAACAACUGAUGCAACAUUGCUGCUCACUAAUAGUGGCUGAUUCGAUCUGCUCACGUUUGUUUAUUCUUGUGUCGAUUCUCUACUCGGCUGGUUGAGGCUUGCGACUGUCAACUACAAAGCCGUGUAGUUAAAUGACUGAGUGAGCCAGUGUGUGAGUGAGUGAGUGAGCAGUUGCUGAGGCUAAUCGACUGAUUGCUGGACGAAGUGGCUGUCUGGGUGCCUGGUGCCUGCCGUCGCCGUUGCCGUUGGGUGGCCGUAGCCGCCGUCCGUUAUUUGUAUGGGUGCGCUUGUCCGUUUGCCAGAACAGGACCGAAUCACAAAGCAUUUCGUUACAGUUGCAUCACCAGCGAAUGUUGUCGGUCAUGUAUGGAACUAAUUUGUAGCGGCAGGAACAGCAAAGCCAAUAAUAUUUGAACAUAUUAGAAGACAAUAAACGAUAUCAUCUGCCAGAUAGACAGACGAACAGCAGACCAAGGCGUGAGGACAGUGGCCAGAACAACAAGAGAAAGAACGACCAAAAGAAACAUAGAGAGAAGCGAUAAACCCGUUUGGUCCCUCCUCUGCGCACAUUUCAAAGUAGUCUAACCAGCCCCUUAGCUUGAUUACAACCAAUGUGAGAAGAGAUCAAGGGACGACGAACGACGUCAACUCUGGGCGGCUGCAGAGCGGAGCCAGACAAACGUGUAUUAUUCUGACGCCAAAUUGACUACUGCUGAAGUAGUGGAUUAAGAAGAGUGAGCUAAACGUGCUAUCCUGGGAGAUUUGUCUGUACGAACAUGAGCCAGGAUGAAGCCGCCGAAUGCCCGCUGUGCAUGGAACCGCUCGAACUUGAUGAUUUGUCGUUCUACCCGUGCACCUGUGGCUAUCAGAUCUGCCGUUUCUGUUGGCAUCGAUUGCGGACUGAUGAAAAUGGACUUUGUCCAGCGUGUCGAAAGCAAUACAGCGAGGAUCCGGCCAAUUUUAAGCCGUUAUCGGUGGAUGAGAUGCAACAGAAGGCGAAAAAUGAGCGCAAAGCGAAAAAACAGCGAUUGGUUGAAAACCGUAAGCACUUGGCAAACGUACGGGUCGUUCAGAAGAAUCUCGUAUUUGUCGUCGGUCUGCCGACGCGUUUGGCAUGCCAAGAACAGCUGAAACGCCAUGAAUGUUUUGGGAAAUUUGGUAAAAUACAUAAGGUCGUUGUCAAUCAAAGCACGUCAUAUGCCGGUGUACAAGGUCCGUCGGCGAGCGCAUAUGUCACAUAUUUUCGUAGCGAAGAUGCACUGCGAGCAAUCGAAGCUGUUAACAACGUUCGUGUCGAUGGCAAGACGCUGAAGGCAUCACUCGGAACUACAAAAUAUUGCAAUCAUUUCCUUAAAGGUGGUCAGUGUCCAAAAUCCGAUUGCAUGUACUUACACGAACUGGGUGACGAGGCAGCUUCGUUCACCAAGGAGCAGAUGCAGGCAGGUAAACACACUGAGUAUGAGCGAAGAUUGCAUGAACAAUUAAACCACACAGGUGGAUGUGGAAAUAACGGCAGUACCAAUCAACGAGGGGAAUCAAAGGAGUGCCAGACUCUACAGCAUCAACAGCAACAUAAAUUUUUCCAAAAGGAAAACAGCUGUGGCAACAAUAAAAUAGCGGGACAGCGCUCCAGUCCUUUACCUGCCACUGAGCGCGUACCAGGUAGUCAUCUACCCGCGCAACUGCCACCAUCUGCAACUGGAAUGGCCAACAAUAGUAAUAAUAAACAACAGCAGCAACAGUUAUCAGCUAAAAAUGAAGGUGGAGGCAGCGUAGGCGGAGGCAAUGGAGGUCGUCGGACUCGCCAUAAAUCUUCAGAGUGUUCAUCCGAAGAAGCCUCAUCUUGUGAGGAACAGUUACAACUUCAUAAUAAUCAGAAGUCGCCAGCAACACCCUUGUCGGAACGUAGCGAUUCCCCAGACCUCGAACGGCUGGUUGGCCAAACAGCUGAUGAGACGCCAGACGAUGACGACGAUGAUUGUGAGGAUGAAGAUGACGAGGACGACGAAGAAAAGGAAGAGGAGGAGGAGGAAGCGGUAGGAGGGGAGAAAGAAAGGGAAGCAGUAAUAAACCAUGACCAUAACCAGGAAGAAGAGGAUGUCGAGGAAAAUAUAAGUGACGCUAAAAAACAAUACGAUGGCAGCAGGACGUCGGCAUCGGCAGAAACGCUAGCGGAAGCAGCAACAACAGGGUGCAAUCAAAUAAGAACGAGACAUGGCCAUGAAAUAAAUCAUCGGGUACAUCAACAACAACAACAAAGUAAUCAACGUACUAUUGGGACACCACAGCAAUGUAAGCACCUACAACAGCUCCACGCACAACAGCAGCAACAACAACAACAUAGGCCCAUAACGCAAGAAGGACAACAUCAACAUCUGCGAAGUUCAUCGCCUUCAUGCAAUCAGGCACAACAAUCAAGCUGUAGUGCGCCUAAACAGUACCAUUUGCAGAACGAAUUGCCUUCACAGAAUCGACAAGCUAUUUUACUCCGAGAAGAUCGCCGUAAUCAUCAGCAUCAACAUCAUCAUUUACAGCAAAACCCUUUUCACCAACAUUCAUGCGAUACACCCCCGUCACCUGACAGUGGCGGCGAUGGUGCACUGAGAAACAGUGGCGUCUCUGCUAAAGGAGUGAUGCAGCAACUGCAAGGCCUUAAUCAACUUUCUCUUGGAUGUCAGGUGCACCCAUCCAGCCAUUCAUCUGUUCAAGAUCAUUUACUACAACAUCAGCACGCAAGUCCACAUCAACAGACUGUUAACAUUCAACAGCAACAGCAACACCACCUCUUUCAGCAGCAGCAUCAUCACAAUCUCCAAAGGUCAUCAUCAAGGGAACAACUUCAACCUAUGGCUGCUAACAAGCAGCAAAGUAAUAGUCUUGUUAAUGAUAUAGAAUUAGACUUUGACCCCAUUUACAUUUCUCGAAAAGGUCUUGCUGAUCUCAUAGAACGAGAGCAGCACCACCCAUUAGGCGCCCCAUCACUGACACACCCUCAUCAAGUGGGGUCCUCAUCGGGACCUAACCCUAACAACCCUGGCAAUCGUCUCGCCAACUUAUUGCCGUUUGGAAGAAUGCCUCCCUCGCGGCCUUCUCCACCAGGUAUUGCCCCAUUGUCAGCGCCUUCCGCACAUCUUCCGGGCGGGAGCCAUCAUAUUGGCAAUCAAGCCACAUCAAGCUCAUUCCCGCCAGGCCUUGGAGGUCCAAUGGGGCCGAUGUCUGGUUUAGGGGCUCCUCCCAGUCAGUUAGGAACACAAAUGGCACCCCCUCCAGACCAUCCGAAUUCGCACGGAUCUCCCCAUCAGGGAAUGCGGCGAGCUCCACCUCCUGGCUUUGGCCCACCCAUACCACUUCCUCCACAGCAGAGUUCUGGGCAUUUUGGGACAUUUGGCCAAACACCACCUCCAAUGGGGCCACCCGGCGGUCAUCCGCAUGGCGCUGGCAGCAUAGCAAGCUACUAUACCGCUGCAGGAACAAAAAACGAUAUGGCCCCUCCUCCUGGUAGUAGUUUCGGUUUUCGAGCUUACAGUGGGGGCCAGCCCAGUGUUGUAAUUCCAGGUGGUGUUGCGAGUAGCGGCCACUGUGACGAUCUGCUUAAUAUGAAAGAACAGCAGGAACAAUUCCGACAGCUGUUGCCAUCCGUGAACAUUUCGUUUGGGCCUCCACCGCAUCAUCAUACGCCCGGGUCUCCUACUAGUUGUGGUUCAUCGAUGGCGACAGGUAGUACUACUAAUGCGAAUUCGCUGCCGCCUCCCCCUGGUCUUAUGGGGGCACUACCACAGCAACAUAAUCAGCGACAGCAGCCUCCUUUAAACAUGCUGACACACCAUUCAGGCGUCCAUGGGGGUAACAGUCUUCAUCACACCGGUAGUGGACAUCACGGAUCCAGCGGCUGGCCGGACGCUUUUCAGGAUCCUGCUAUUCUCUCCUCAUCGAGGCACACACACAUCGCUCAGCCGUCGACAGCAACAACAGGACCAGCUACAGACCAGCUACCUUCAUCCUACUUCUAGCCACUUAUGAUUUUGACACACUCGUUCAACGUGCUUGAGCGUGCCCAUUUCAGUGGUGCCAUGCAUACCGAUCGCAGCAUCACCUCACAAUGAAAGUUGCUGCGUUUCGUACUACACAUAUUAGCCGCCUCUUUUGCAGUCAUACGACUCUUCCUUUGAAGGACUCACAGAAUUUUGGGGUAAUGGCGAGGUCAAGACCGUGGCCAGCCAAUCGCCCUCAAUCUUGAAGCUCACCGCGUGUUCAAUUAAUAUUGCAAUUGAGUAUAUAGAGGUUUGUUGCGUUUUUGGCAGUUGUGGAUCAUCAAUUCUGAAAUGAAGAGGAAUCCAAACUCUGUUGCUACAAGCUGUUUUCGAGGCUGUGCUUAUAGGCUUUCGAUGUACGCAAGCCCUGCAAUCGUUUGGAGGCGUUGCUUAGCAAACUCCAUCCAGUGGUAACGAAGGGUCCAUUUGCGUUCUGGAAGCCUAGGGAAGCUGUUGAAAAACAAUCGCCGAUAUCUGGAUUUUCUUCACCACUUUUUGAUCGUGCCUGCCGAUAUGUCAAGGAUAUGGAUAGACAACAUUUUCGGGACCUUUGACAAUGAUACGCAGAAGCCGAAAGGCGCAUCAUUCGUCCAAUUUAGCGGCUUCUAAUCCUACAACCCGCUGGACGUGUUGAAGCACACGUCACGAAAACAAGACCGUUAAGUAUGCCACGGCACGUCGCGGGCCCAAAAAAAACGAAGAAGAGACAAGUUCAGACUCUUCAGGAGGCAACCCGUCCAAGAGCAGGCGCCUUUUUGAAAGCAAUUCCGCUAACCCUUACGGCGGCCUGCGUCGAGGACACCAGCUUACUUAAGCAUGAAUCUACGCCUGGAUUUUCGCUCAAUAGUGGGCUAAACACGUCACUGCUUCAGCGAAGUAGACGAACGCGGUCAACAAGGCCUGUAGCACCACUUUAGUUCCAUGAAUAGAGCUUCCGACCGAUUUAGUAAAGCCGGCAACUUUUUACUCAAACAACUUUCACAACAUGACAGGUGUUUUAGGACAGUAGCAGUAUCUAGCUACUUCUGUGUUCGCUUAGAUCUUAAUGUUUCUAGAUGAUGUUGUAUAUGCAUAGUUGUCAUAAAUUUCUAAACAUAUCCUGCAGUAAAACAAAGAUCGUUAAAAAUCACAAAAUGACGCUUUGAAAGCAUCAUAUAAGAUAAUCAAUAAAAAUAUAGCGCAAACUCACAUUUCACAUAAAAGUGAAGCAUCAGCUUGUUACAACUCGUUGUAUUUAUAGGGUAUUUGAAAGGCAAAAUAAAGCCGUGUCUUUUGCCCGGUGCCCGUUUUGCCGAUUCAUUCUCUGAUCUUUUUUUAUUUCUCUCGCUUUGAGAAAAUGGCGAACGCUGCUACAUGUUGCUGCUUACACCGUUCGCUGUCCAAUUAUUACUCGAUCAAGGUAUUUUCUACUUUACGGCUAAUGUGCAACCAGCCUCUAUUUCAAACAAAUAGCUCCAGAGCGGUUCGCGUUACUAACGCACCUCCCGUUUUAGUAAUGUAAUAGACGAACCAUAUCCGAAUUCGAUGUUAAAAGCCCUAGAAGAAAUCACUUUGGAAGAACCGGUGACCUGGUCUAGAAUCCUACGAAGCCUGCGCUUAAUUUUUUAUAAUGUUGCUUCACUUAGUCGUAGGAGUACUGCAUAUGAUUAUAAAGGAUCGCAAAGAUACGUAAGCCAAUAAAAUAAUGUCAUUUACAAUAAAAAGAUACAUUUUCAAUCCACAAUAAAAUUGUUGCACAAAAAAAUGCAGCAAAUCUCAGAAAAAAAAGAAAUUAUAAUGUGAACGGUGAUAUGAGCUUACAUAAACAAUUAAAAACUGUGUUGAUCCCACAAACGCUACUUUGAAUCUAGAAUAAUAGCGGUUGAAGUUGUCGCCGAGUAAAACUAAA